CCUAAGUGAAAUAUGGAUGCGAAGGACAUCUUAGGAUUGCCCAAAAAUGGGCCGUUGAUGUCCCAAGAAAAGAAAUCGAGGCCUCAAAAAGAAUCUCAAAGGAAACCUGAUGGCAUUUCCCGAGAGGUUUAUGCACUUACAGGUGGCAUUGCACCUCUUAUGCCUUCUACUGAUAUCAAUCAAUUGAAACGAAAAGCUCUUUCUGAGUCCGAAAAGAUUACGUGGCAAUGGCUUCCUUUCACAAGUUCUGCUAGAAAAGAUAACUUACAGCUUUAUCAUUGGGUCAGAGUUGUUAAUGGUGUUCCGCCUACAGGUGACUAUUCGUUUGCCAAGUAUAAUAAGUCAGUGGAUGUGCUCGAGUACACUGACGAGGAGUAUGAGAAGUACUUGUCCAAUCCUUCAUGGACCAAGGAAGAGACAGAUCAAUUAUUUGAUCUGUGCAAGAGGUUUGAUCUCCGUUUCGUUAUCAUAGCUGAUAGGUUCCCUUCAAAUCGUACAGUUGAGGAACUGAAGGACCGCUACUACAGUGUAUCUCGUGCUAUCACAAUUGCUAGGGCUCCAUCUCCUACCGAUGUUGCUGUACAUCCCCUUGUUAAGGAGCCUUACAAUGUCUCUCAAGAGAUUGAGCGAAAACGUGCACUGUCGAUGGUGCUCUCACAAACAAAGCUGCAAGAGCGUAGAGAUGCAGAGGUUCUUGCUGAAGCAAAAAGAAUAUCCGAGUCGAGAAAAGCUGCUAAGGCAGCUGAAGAGACAGAAAUUCCAGAUGUGUCAGAUGCUGGUCCGGAAGGCGCUGAAAAGGCUGCUGGAAUUGAUGUAACAUCAACCUCCCCAAGUGCUCAAUUACCCUCUGGGAUUGCUGCACCUGCAGUGUCAGAAACUGCUUCCACUUUGGCUUCUCUUCGCAUGCUGCGCGUGUACUUGAGAACAUAUGGACUAGAGCAAAUGGUGCAAGCUGCGAGCUCUGCAGCUGGACUUCGGACAAUCAAACGGGUCGAGCAAACUUUACAAGACCUUGGGGUUAAUUUGAAGCCAAAGGUCCCAACAAAACUUGUCUGUGCUGAGCAUCUUGAACUGAGGAAAGAGAUACUAACGCUGUUAAAUCUUCAAAAGCAGGUACAAUACAAGGAGGCAGAAGGCUCAUCUUAUCGUGAAGGUUCAUAUUCUGAAACACCUGGUACACCUCCUAAGCGUACGCAACGUGCUACUGACCAAGAUAGAACAUUCGUCCCCGACUCUGCAAUUUUUGGAGGUGAAAGAGCUGGUAAAAAGGACCAGAAACGCAAGGGGCCUGGACGAUUAUCAGAAGUUCCGUCUUCUCCAGCACAGUCAAAACGGCCGCGCAAGUUAAAGACUUCAGAUGGAUGAAUUGGAGGCAGGACUAAAGCUACAAGAAGCUGUAUAAGCUGCUUGAAUCAAGGCAAAUCGCCUCAAUGGAAGAAUUUCUUGUGCCAUUGUGAUGUGUUCUGCACCUUUUUGAAUUUCCUCCAGCAUGAAACAUGACCGAGCCUUGCAAAAGUUCAAAUGUGGCUGUCUCAUUUGGGUGACACAAGAAAUGUGAGAUGCCCCUCUAAUUAAUGCCUUUCUAUGUAGAUUGGGUCCUCCUUUGCUUCACAGUACAGUCCAUGCAGUCUGUAAAUAUAUCUGUAUCUUAAAGUUGUGAUUAGCAUGUUAGCCUCGCCUUUCUACCAUAUCUGUUUGGCAUUUCAGUAAAUUAUUGAGCCAUGUUUGCUGUUUUUGUAUUAACAAAUCAAAGUAGUUGUGCUUUAGUUGCGUUUAGAUUGCUUUACCAGGAUGGAUGGAUAUGAGUUGGCACUGCAUAGAAGAUGAAACGGAAAGUGUCAGUGAUUCUUUGGGCCCUCAUUGUGAACCAUAACAGCUUUGGUGCAGCUGUUUCUCUCUCUGGAUUAUCUUCUUUUCCGAUAUAUAGAUAUGGUUAUUGUAUUCGAUGGAUGUAAAAGUACAUAGUACUGUAGUUACAUAUAAUGAGUGUCCGAGACGUAUAUUAAUUUCUGUACUCAAA
Messenger RNA from Lycium ferocissimum, 2020 nucleotides. Its product is annotated as SWR1-complex protein 4. Gene Ontology annotation, molecular function: transcription corepressor activity. Lineage: Eukaryota; Viridiplantae; Streptophyta; Magnoliopsida; Solanales; Solanaceae. Gene Ontology annotation, cellular component: Swr1 complex; NuA4 histone acetyltransferase complex. The coding region runs from base 13 to 1365 and encodes 450 amino acids. The record is from RefSeq and is a predicted model, not a curated record. The transcript is spliced from 17 exons. Gene Ontology annotation, biological process: DNA repair; chromatin remodeling; negative regulation of transcription by RNA polymerase II.